AUGAGUUUAUUUUGGGGAUCUAAGUCAAAAAAGAAGUCAGAAUCUGCUUUGGAUGAGAAUCCCGAAGAGGGUAGUGCAACGCCGGCAACAGAUUCAACCACACCACAAGUUGAUGGAGCGGAUGAAGCUAUUGUCGUACCUCACAAGGUACACUAUACCAUUCCUGAAUAUCCUCGUGUUAUUGAGAGAGAAGUAGGAGAGUGUCAAGGGAAUAGAACUAAAUUACUUAACGAACUGGCAAGUUCUGAUAAUAUGGGUAUUGGACCAGCGGAUUUGGUUCAUAUCAAUUUCACUGAUAAGUCGCACAAGACAGAAUUCGGUCAAUUCUUUUAUAUCACUGGUCUUGAUAUUGGUAGCAAGGAUGUACCAAAACAAUUUAUCACUUCACUAAAGGAAAACAUUAAGGAAACUUUAAAGAAGGAUAUGAAUGUCAUCGUGACGUACUGUUGUGUAAACAUGUUUAGCAACAUUGAUAUCAGAAUCCGGUGCGAUGUGGAUGGAUCAUUUCAAUUCAAUGCUGUCGAUUGCAUUAACAGUACUACGAAUGAUCAAUUGGAUGACCAACUAUGGGAUGAAAUCUUUGUCAGUUGCUGCAUUAGAAGUUUGAUAAUGAAUACAGAUUUAGAGAGAAAGUUCCCUGGGUUAGUAGAAUAUCCAUUGGCAUUUGAAAGUGGGGGUUUGAUCAGUUGUCAAAACCUUGUCACUAAGCUUUGUAAAUUUUUACCCCGUUGUUUGGAAAGUGGAUGGGAUCUUUCCAAGAGCAUUCAUCCAACCAUUUUACACAAUUACUUAAUGGAAAGUUUAUUACUAUUUCUUAAUAUCAUUCCUGGCAAAUUAAUAGAAUUCACAUUGGAUCUACUUGAUAGUUUGAUGGCUGAAGAUUCAGAAAAUGAACUUUACUACAAUAUUGCAAAAAUUGCUGUCAUGGAACAAGAUGGUGAGAUGGAAUCACAAAUGAUUGUAGCCUUAAACCAAACUUUGAAUUUAUUACUUCCUGCCAUUGAUAAACUUGCACCUCGUGAUAUUGAUUCUUUCCAAUUAUUAAACUGCGUCUCUUCGUUAUUGAAUCUUCAAGCAAAAUUUUUAAACAAUAGGAAAGACUUUGAAUUAUCACUAGCUGUGUGCAAAAUUUCUACGGAAUUAUCAUUAGAUUCCUUUGAUUCUUGGUACUAUUUAGCCAAAGCUUAUGUUGAAGUCGGCAAAUUUAAGGAGGCGUUAACUGCAAUUAAUUCAAUGCCCCAUCUACUACCAGUAGAUAGAUCCAAACAAGCCAUGAUUCAAAAUUUUAUGUCGAGAGAUUACUACAAGAAGCCACUAAGUGAUAGUAACCCAGCUUGUGAUUUAACCCCACAAGAGCUUCAUUCACUAGGUAACACAAUGAAACAAUUUAAAGAAAAAGAGUUACGUAGAAUGACGUUUGGGAGGAUUGUAAUGGUGAACAAUUCUAAGAGAGGGUAUAUGGAAGACAUCUGGGAAGAAUCAUGCUUAGAUUUCGGCCCCAUUUAUGGUCCUCAAAGUUGCAACCUAAUUAAUUUUGUCGCACCCACCGAAGUAGAACGACUUAUUCAUAUGAAUUUAUUGGCAAGGAAUGUAGUGGCCAAUAAAUUAUCAUUUUUUGAAUCCAGAAUCUAUCAAUUAUUGAUGAAAAUGAUUUCUUUGACCAACUGGAAUGAAUUGUUACGAUUAAGAAAAGAAGUAUUUGUAAUGGAAUCGGAAUUUCAAACUGAUGACAAAAUAAUUCACCGGAACGCUGGUAUCAUUCCAUUAGAUAUCCGUAAAAAGAGAAUUAGUGAAAAAUGGCUUGAUAAGCUUUUUGCAGAUUUAUUUGAAGAUAUCACAAUCAAUCAAAUCCAAUUAGACCAGUCAGAGAUCCAAUACAGUGCCUUGGAAUGGGAAUUAUUUGCACUAAAUUACUCUAGAACUUGGAAUUGGCAAGAAGCAAUCAAGUGCCUAAGAACCACACUGGACAUGAGGUUUGAUAUUAUAAGUUGUGAAAAGAUUCUCCUCUUGUAUUUGCAUAGAAAUCUCGAACUAGAAAGCACUGUAAGCACCGAUACAAUCUUGGAAUGGUUGAUGAAAAAGGUAUCCUACGAAUCAAGAUUUUACAAUGAUUUCCAAGUCUUCAACCAUCAAGUCCUCCGGAAACUGGUACGUGGAAUGGGUGUUGAUAUAACCAGAAGUAAAGUUAUGGCAAUGCCCGAAGCAGAAAGUGGUAUAGGUCGUACCAUGAACGAUAUGAUCACGAUGAUAGCAAAAUCUGGUCAAUUGGAGAACCAGUAG
Messenger RNA from Naumovozyma castellii, 2280 nucleotides. RefSeq names its product Chs6p (gene CHS6). NCBI's taxonomy places the organism in Eukaryota, Fungi, Ascomycota, Saccharomycetes, Saccharomycetales, Saccharomycetaceae. The coding region runs from base 1 to 2280 and encodes 759 amino acids. The transcript has a single exon. The record is from RefSeq and is a predicted model, not a curated record.